Messenger RNA from Priapulus caudatus, 1812 nucleotides. RefSeq names its product dnaJ homolog subfamily C member 3-like. Gene Ontology annotation, biological process: protein folding in endoplasmic reticulum. The transcript has 2 exons. Gene Ontology annotation, molecular function: misfolded protein binding; protein-folding chaperone binding. The record is from RefSeq and is a predicted model, not a curated record. Gene Ontology annotation, cellular component: endoplasmic reticulum. The coding region runs from base 130 to 1638 and encodes 502 amino acids. Lineage: Eukaryota; Metazoa; Priapulida; Priapulimorpha; Priapulimorphida; Priapulidae.
CUACACGUAAACUUUCCAUUCAGCGAGACCUGACAGCGAGAACCUGAGCGAGAACCUGACAGCGAGGUGUCGAACUUUGAAACACUCUAGUAGGUGUUGCUGCCAAGAACAGUUUAAUUUUAUUGGAAAAUGUACGACCUCGUGACUGGGCUGACGAUAUCAUGGAGUUGCUGGACGCUGUCCUGUCUUUUUAUUGCAGUUCUCGAACUUCCAAAACCGACAAAGUGCGUGAGCGGCGACGCGGCGACGGAGGUUGAAAAGCAUCUCUCGCUCGGGACGACGAUGCUCGCGAGUGGACAGCUCGGCGACGCGCUGACGCACUACCACGCCGCGAUAGAGGGAGACCCGAGCAACUACCUCUCGUACUUCCGCCGCGCCACCGUCUACCUCGCCAUGGGGAAGGCGCGCUCGGCCCUCACCGACCUUGACCGCGUCCUUGAACUGAAGCCGGACUUCACAGCAGCGCGGCUGCAGCGCGGGAACGUCUACCUGAAGCAGGGGGCGCUGGACGACGCGUACAUCGACUACGAGCGCGUCCUCGCGCGGCAGCCAGACGCCGACGAAGCUCACGCGAACCUCGAACUCAUCGAUCUCCUCCGCGGCGAAUUCCAGAUGAUCGACGGCUUCAUGGAGGAGCAGCCGACGGCGCGGGACUGCCGCGAGAUCAUGGACGCGCUCUCGCGCGCGAUCGACGCGUGCCCGUGGGACGCGACGCUCCUGGAGCAACGGUCGGAGUGUCACAUCCUGCUCGGCGACCAUCACCGCGCCGUCGCAGACCUGCGGCCGACGACGCGGCUUCGCACCGACAACCGCGCGGCGCACCUCAAGAUCAGCCAGCUGCUGUACGCCAUGGGUCUCGCCGAAGACUCGCUCACCGAGGUGCGCGAGUGCCUCAAGCUCGACCCGGACGACGCGCAGUGCUUCGAGCACUACCGGCUCGUCAAGAAGCUCGCGAAGCAGAUCGCGGCGGCGGACUCCGCGGCCGGCGAGCAACGCUGGGACGCGUGCGUCGCCGCGGCGACGCGCAUGCUCGCGACGGAGACCAGGGUGCCGGCGUUCGUGGCGCGCGCAAAGUCGCUGCAAUGCCGCUGCCUGGCGAGCGCGGCGACGGACGUGGCGGCGGCGGUCGCGGCAUGCACGGAGGUGCUGACGGGAGACCCUAACAACGUGGAUGCGCUGUGCAGCCGCGCAGACGCUCACCUCCUCGAGGAUCGCUACGACGACGCGAUCCGAGACUACCAGGCCGCGGUGAACGUCGACGAGGAGUCGAGGCGCGCGCGAGACGGUCUCACCCGCGCUCAGAAGCUGGAGAAACAGUCGAAGAAGCGAGACUACUACAAGAUCCUCGGCGUGAAGCGGACGGCGCGGAAGCGAGAGAUCGAGAAGGCGUACCGGCGGCUCGCGAUGGAGUGGCAUCCGGACAAGUUCUCCGACGAGGAGGAGAAGAAGCGGGCCGGCGCGAAAUUCAUGGACAUCGCCGCCGCGAAGGAGGUGCUGACGGAUCCCGAGAAGCGGCAGAAGUUCGACAACGGGGAAGAUCCGCUCGAUCCCGAGGAUCAGCAACACGGGCAUCCAUGGGGCUAUCAGCAGGGGUUCAACCCGUUUGGACACAACACGUUCAAGUUCCACUUCAACUGAUUCGGGAGAGGAUGGGGGGCGGGGGGAGAGGUGCAGAGAGAGGCUAUAUUUAUGUAUAUACCGAGGCGUCGAGGGUUAGGCAGAUUUUUACGUGCGUUAGCAGGGGUAGAAAUUAACUUUUGAACACGGGAGUCCAACGGACUCCCUACCCUCCCUACCCGGAGUUCGUAGCAA